AUGAACAGCUUUGUAAUAGAUGAACAAAUUUUGAUAAAUCUUAAUCAAACAUUUUCUGGAAGGUCAACAAUUUUCUUUAUUCUUUACAAAGAAACGAGUCAUGUUUCGCUUUUCAAAAUUAUAGGUGAAAAUUUAUGUUGUCGAGAGCUUUACAAAACUGUUUCAUGUAGGUGUGCAGAUACCAUUAUAAGCGGAUGGGUUACAACAGCACAUUGA
Molecule: messenger RNA, 216 nt
Organism: Clunio marinus
Lineage: Eukaryota; Metazoa; Arthropoda; Insecta; Diptera; Chironomidae
Source: the annotation of a GenBank genome assembly